Oryzias latipes (Japanese medaka) is the source of this 5296-nucleotide messenger RNA. RefSeq names its product short transient receptor potential channel 4. Gene Ontology annotation, cellular component: cation channel complex; plasma membrane. Gene Ontology annotation, biological process: calcium ion transmembrane transport; regulation of cytosolic calcium ion concentration. Gene Ontology annotation, molecular function: inositol 1,4,5 trisphosphate binding; store-operated calcium channel activity; protein binding. Lineage: Eukaryota; Metazoa; Chordata; Actinopteri; Beloniformes; Adrianichthyidae. The record is from RefSeq and is a predicted model, not a curated record.
GUUGUUAACCCUAAUGAGGUGGACACCAACUUCAUUUUUUAACUAAUACUGACGAAUUUUCAAAAGUUUUAUUUAUUUAUUUCUAUUUGAAGAAUACGUUUCCAAUCAAAAGAGUGCUGAGAUGCUGGUUUAAUUCCUCUACCUCUGGCUGUGGCACAUUGCGGCUCCAAGUGCGCACGGCCCCUCUGCAGCAGCUCUCUGCAGACCGCCUGCCAGGCAUCUGGAUCCUCUGCGUUUAUUUCUGGAGCCGCAGCGCUUUGCUCCAUCUCCCCCCUCCACCACCACCCCAACAGGUGGAUUAAGUCGACUGGGAAAGAACAUUGGGAAAUCAGACCGCAGGGGGAUAGUGGAGGCGCUGCAGAUUCAGAUGUGGUCUGCAGGGGAAACUUGUGCGGUUGUUCCUCUUUUUUGCUCUGCUUGGGUUUGUGUUUCGCGGCGAGCGGGAUGCGGCGUUUGCCUUGCGUAAGAGCAAAUCGUGAUCAAAACGGAGCUGCUGCACCACCAGAAACCGAUCUCCACCAACAUGAGUGGAGAAUGAAGGUUGGAUUUAGAGAAAACAACUAGAGAAGACAAAGUGGCUCCAGCGGUGGCUGGAAAGCAGCUUCGUCAGUGUGGAUCCGCGCUGAUGGUUUCUCUUCGAUGCAGGUUGUAAGAAGUUGAAAGGAUUGUUUUUUUUCUUCAUGCUGUUUCCCAAAAGAAGGACAUUGGGUUUCCAGAGAGAAGUUCCAAUGCUCAGCAUCCAAAAGUGUGAAGUCCCUCCGGCUGGCACCAACUGCAGCAGUGUUAACAGGGUGCUGGAAAGCUGAAGACCAGGGAGAUGUCACAGCUGUACUACCGGAGGACUGACAGCUCUUCCUACCGGGAUCGCAUCCCACUGAGAAUUGUGCGGGCCGAGUCGGAGUUGUCAAAUCUGGAGAAAGCCUACCUGGGAGCUGUGGAAAAGGGGGACUAUGCUAGCGUCAAACAAGCUCUGGAGGAGGCUGAGAUCUACUUCAAGAUCAACAUCAAUUGCAUCGACCCUCUUGGCCGCACAGCUCUGCUGAUCGCCAUCGAGAACGAGAACCUGGAAAUCAUCGAGCUCUUGCUAAGCUUCAACGUCUAUGUUGGUGAUGCUCUUCUGCACGCCAUCCGCAAGGAAGUGGUAGGAGCCGUGGAGCUACUGCUUAAUCACAAGAAGCCUAGUGGAGGCAUGCAGGUCCCUCCUAUCCUUUUGGACAAGCAGUACUCUGACUUCACCCCUGACAUCACUCCUAUCAUCCUUGCUGCACACACCAACAACUAUGAAAUUAUCAAGCUCCUGGUGCAGAAAGGAGUGUCAAUGCCUCAGCCACAUGAGGUGCGCUGCAACUGUGUGGAGUGUGUGUCUAGUUCAGAUGUGGAUAGCUUGCGGCACUCGCGCUCUCGCCUCAACAUCUACAAAGCACUGUCGAGUCCCUCUCUAAUUGCACUCUCCAGUGAAGACCCUUUCCUUACUGCAUUCAGGCUGAGCUGGGAGUUGCAGGAGCUCAGCAAGGUUGAAAACGAGUUUAAGUCAGAGUAUGAGGAGUUGUCUCAGCAGUGCAAACAGUUUGCCAAGGAUCUUCUGGAUCAAACCAGGAGCUCCAGAGAGCUGGAGAUGAUUCUAAACUACAGAGAUGACAUCAAUUUAUUAGACGAUGAGGGGAACAACGAACUUGCGAGACUGAAACUGGCGAUCAAGUACCACCAAAAAGAGUUUGUAGCCCAGCCUAAUUGUCAACAGUUGUUGGCGUCCAGAUGGUACGACGAGUUUCCGGGCUGGAGGCGGCGCCACUGGGCAGGAAAAUUAAUCACUUGCGUCUUCAUUGGCCUCCUCUUCCCUCUGUUUGCUUUCUGCUACCUCAUCGCUCCUAAGAGCCGCUAUGGCAACUUCAUCCGCAAGCCCUUCAUCAAGUUUAUCUGCCACACAGCAUCCUACCUGACGUUCCUGUUCCUGCUGCUUCUUGCCUCCCAGCACAUUGUUGCCACAGAGCAAGACCGGCAGAACAGGCAGGGACCAGCACCAACCACCGUGGAGUGGAUGAUCUUGCCAUGGGUGCUGGGAUUCAUUUGGGCAGAGAUCAAGCAAAUGUGGGAUGGUGGAUUUCAAGACUACAUCCAUGACUGGUGGAACCUGAUGGACUUUGUGAUGAACUCUCUAUACCUGGCCACCAUCUCCCUUAAGAUUGUAGCCUACACAAAGUACAGUGGAACUAAACCGAGGAACCAGUGGGAAAUGUGGCAUCCUACUUUAGUAGCUGAGGCCUUGUUUGCCAUAGCAAACAUCUUCAGUUCCCUGCGCCUCAUCUCGCUCUUCACAGCUAACUCACACCUGGGACCUCUGCAGAUCUCUCUUGGGCGAAUGCUGCUGGACAUCCUUAAGUUCCUCUUCAUCUACUGUCUGGUUCUGCUGGCUUUUGCUAACGGGCUGAACCAGCUGUACUUUUACUAUGAGACAAAGGCUUCAGAUGAGAGAGGGAAAUGUAAAGGCAUUCGCUGUGUGGAACAGAACAACGCUUUCUCUUCGUUGUUUGAGACACUACAGUCUCUUUUCUGGUCCAUCUUUGGCCUUAUCAGCCUCUACGUGACGAACGUGGAUGCAGACCACCAGUUCACUGAGUUUGUUGGUGCCACCAUGUUUGGAACUUACAAUGUCAUAUCUCUGGUGGUGCUUCUCAACAUGCUCAUCGCUAUGAUGAACAACUCCUACCAACACAUCGCUGAUCAUGCAGAUAUUGAGUGGAAGUUUGCCAGGACAAAGCUGUGGAUGAGCUACUUUGAGGAAGGAGCUACUUUGCCCACACCUUUUAACAUCAUUCCCAGCCCCAAAUCCUUUUGGUACCUAAUGUGUUGGAUCAAGAGGCGAGUGUGCAAAAGGACAAGGCUCAAGAGUGCAGAAAAUUUUGGGACCCUGGGGAGACGAGCAGCAGAAAACCUCAGGACAAACCACCAAUAUCAGGAGGUUUUAAGGAACCUGGUGAAACGCUAUGUGGCUGCCAUGAUCAGAGAUGCAAAGACAGAAGAGGGACUAACUGAAGACAACUUUAAGGAGCUAAAGCAGGACAUCUCCAGUUUCCGGUAUGAGGUGAUGGGCAUGAUGAAGACGGGAAAGCCUGCUCUUCAGGGUGCAAUAGCCAGUGGCAGCUCUGUGGAUUCUAAUCUCGCCUACCCUAAUUCCUCGCUCAAGAUUUCUACCUGCCCAGCAAUCAGCCAGGUGAAGAAAAAACUAAACCGGUUCAAGAUCACCACAUCCCUUUUAAAGCAAAGCAGCUCGUCGGCUUCACCCAGGCCCCCUGAAUCCUCCAACGGCCUGCUUAAUGGCCUCUUGCCUCUGGCCUCAACCGACAGCUGCAGCCAGACGUCAAGACAGUGGAGGAACUACCCUAAAAACAAUAGUGACUUUGGUAUGUUUCACAAACUCCACUGGGGGGGCACAGAUGUCACAGGAGGCACAGGGGAAAUUUCCAGGGAAAUGUACUGUUUAUCAGAAGAAAUGGGAGAUUUUGGGGGUUCAGACACAGAUGAACAGAGCAAGGAGGCUGCAAAUGCAGCUAAGACUGACAAAGAGCCACCAGCAAUUAAAAGAAAGAAUGAGGCUCCAGAAACUAAAGAGGUGUCAAGCAUGAAGGGCAGCUUUGAUAAAAAUGAAGAGAAGAAAACUGCAGAAGGAAAUAAAGAUCCACUUUGCACAGACUCUGGAGCUGAUGAAUGCUUGCCAGGAUCCACCACUGAAGAUGCAAAUGAGAUGUGAUGAGAAAUGACUAGCCCUGAUGGUUAAGGAGAUGUUGGACCCAAAAAAGAGACUCACAAAGGCUGCAUUCACAUUGCAGGAAACAGCAACACAAACCCUUCAUUUUAUACUUUGAUCAGAGACUGAACAAUUUAAAAGUAUUAAAGACCCACUCCUAUCAUCUUUUGAUCUAUUGUAAAAGCGUUCCCAGUGGUCUUUGAAUUAUGAUUAUAGCCAUAAUUUCAGCCAUAAUCAAAACCUAUUUUGUUUUCUAGAACAUAUUUUCUGCAGAGCGGCAGUAGUUCAUUAGAAAUUUGCCUCUGAGUUGUGGGCAGGACUGUUGGCGGGGAGUAAACCUUCCCCACUUCCUAUCAUCUCUCUGUUUACUCCGGUGCAACAAAAAUUGGCGAGCCAUAUCUGAGCCAUCCAGCCGUACAGUUUUGAGUCAGAUGCCAGGUUAGACAAGGAAAAACAAAGACGUACAUGGAUCUAGUCGUCUGCAGGUGAAUGCAGGUAAAUGGAGCGGAGCAGGGAGCUUGUGGCCCACCGACUGUAUUUUUUGGGAAACAAUUACAAUCUUUUUCAAAUGGCAUUUUCUCAUCUGAACUUGAUUCACAAUGAUUUGAAUAAAGAAAUACUCAGAAAUGCAAUUUUAAGCUUAAUUUUCUUCAUAUAUGUCCUCCACUGUGAGAAGAAAGCUACUAGAUCAUGUUAAAAACACUGAAAAUUGGAGUAAAGUGUCUCCACUGAUUUCCUGCCUCAGUUCACCUUAUUUACCCACAGAAAGUGAACCCCAUACUAUAACAAGGGAAUCGUGCAGCAAGUCCUGCAGUGUGAAUAAAGCCCUGGAGUUCUUGCAGCUGUUUCUAAAGGAAUGGUCACUUUUGACUCUAGAGACUCAGGGAGACCAAAUGGUUAGUGAACUACAUUAGCAGAGGAAAUGCAGCAAUUGCGGAAUGCAGGUUUGUGUGAACUUUCCAAGAUGAUAAAACUCGUCUUAACUGCUCUACAUUGAAGAAAGGGAACAAUUAUUCCCUUCAAUAGAUAGGAAUUCCCUUUUGAUCUGUUUCACUUUCUCUUAAUCUUCUCAGACAUGUGAAUCCCUGUUCAGAUGAUCCUGUUGUUUAACCUCUAUUACCAAUCUCUCUACCUCUUUUCCCUUUUAUCUCAACACCACUUCAACAUCCUCCUGUCUUAGCUCGCUGAAGCAAUAGAUGUGUUGUUUUUGACCUGACUUCCUGCCUUAGACUGUCUGUUUCUGCACUUUAUUCGACUCACACUGGCAUUCUGUCACUUAGCUGUCAUCAUGAACAAUUUCUCAUCCUGUCAAUGUUUUUUCUAUGCAAAAACCUUGCAAUUUGAGUCAUCGUUCUAACAAGGUUAGCUGUCAGUUUGUGACAGAUGUUCCCUAACAGAACUGAGCUUUGACUGAAGAGAACACAAAUGUCUGUCACUUGAUGCAACAGAUUAUUCAUGUUUAAACACUCAGACCCAAUUAGCAGUUUUUGUUAUUUAAUGGUAGUUUCAAUGAGUGGCAUAAAAAAAUAAAGAAGGCAUUAAAAAAUGUCA